AUGCCCAAAAUCAGGAGCUACACGCCAGCAUGGCUCACGGCGCCUGCUCCGGGGCACACCCUGUUUGUCGAGACUGAGCGCGCUUCAAGGUCUUCGACCUACUCCCCGUAUGGCGCGGCCAAGGCUGCCGAGCCCGGCCCCAAGAGAACAAUCGCUAGGCGCGGUACGGAAGUCUUCAUCGCCAACGGUCGUGAGAUCAAAUGGGGAGAUCUGGUCCAUCUGAAGGAGACCUACGAGCCGAAAUCUGGCAGAACGAGCGCCGGCAUCCGGAUCAAGCGAGAAGACUCGGACUCCUUCCCCCCUGAGGAUGCCAACGGAGAUUCGCGGUUUGCUCAAGGCUUUAGGAGUAUCAAGACGCCCGUCGCCGACGAGAUCAAACAGCUCAUCAUCUCUCCGCACUCGGACCUGCUGGCCGUGGUCACCACGCAUACCGUGCACGUCUGCCUGUUACCCGACCCGUCGCACCUCACCGCUGAAGACACAGGCAUCAUCAAGCCCAAGUAUUUCACUCUUGGUCCAACAACGCAUGUGACGUCGAAAUCGCCAGUUGCGGCCGCUCUCUGGCACCCGCUUGGUGUCAAGGGUUCUGCGCUGGUCACUGUGACACAGGAUGCCGUCGUUCGCAUGUGGGAGAUCUCGCCAACAGAUAGGUGGUCGUUCGACUCUCCAUCACUCGCGAUCGAUUUGAGGAAGCUGGCAGACGGAACGUCUCUCGACCAGGAUUUCAGCGCUUCGACAUCUACUACAAACAAGACCUUCUCGCCUGAUUCCUUCGAUAUGGAGGUGGCGGCAGCAUGCUUCGGAGGCCGCCGUUCAGGAGGCUGGUCCACCAUGACCUUGUGGAUUGCCAUGCGGGGAGGUGACGUCUAUGCGCUCUGUCCUCUCCUUCCUCAGAAGUGGGCACCGCCGCCAAUGCUCAUCGAGUCCUUGUCGGUGUCCAUCGUUGCUAAGGUUGCCGCCCUUGAGGAUGACCCUGAGGUGAGCGCUCAGGCGAAGCUCCUGGCCCAGCAGCAGCUGGAGUGGAUGGCAGAUCUGGACAAUCAGGAGCCUCGAGUGAUGGAGGCGGCUCCCGGUGACCCGGAACUACUUGUCUACACUCGACCCACACACCCGGGUGUUGUGCCCCGGCUUCAGGGCCCGUUCGAUCUAGACCUAGAUCCUGAGACUGGCAGGGAUGAAGAUGAUGAAUUGACAGACAUAUUCGCCAUUGGAGAAAAGCUAGAUGUUGGCGACCUUAUGGAGGGAGAAGACGAAGAUUUGGAGCUCGGAGACAUCGAUCACGAGGGUCUGCCGCUGUCCGUCCUCUGCUUGCUCUCCCCGAGUGGCAGGGUAAGGAUAUGCAUUGAUUUCGAUGGCGUCGAGGCCAAAUGGCUCCCGCCGCGGAACAAGUCGAGGAGUAGUCGGCUCCUAGAGGAGAUCGAUGUUCCUACACUGCUCACCUUCCAGACCCUGGACAUGCUCCGUCCCUCAGAAGAGGAAGACUGCAUCGACAUAUCCUGGCCCGUGUUCACUCCUGACGUCACCUCGCGGUACAGCUUCUACGUUACGCAUCCCUUCGGUAUGACGUAUGUCUCGCUGUCACCUUGGGUGUUCCGCUUAGCUGGUGAGCUAGGCGCUGGGCCGGAGGACGGCCAAGACUUCAGAAUCGGGUUGAUGGUCAAGGGCGAGAACUCUACACGUGAACGGAUCUACACGCACCCCCAACCGGCAACUUUUGCCGCUUGCACCGCUAUCCGGGAUCCCGACCUCGGUUAUUUUAUCCUUUCUGCGACGCCCCAGGGAGCUGUGGCUGUCAAUUUUGAUACUCCCGAGGACGAUUUCGAGGCACCGGUCAUGGCCGUGGCGUCGCCAACCCCGGAGGUGCAAUCAAAAGAACAGCUGGAAGUAUUAUGCGCUCCAAGGCCGCCCUUCCAGCCACCCGAAGAGUUUGACCAGCGAUCGGACUUGCCCAAGCUGUUCGAGAUGAUGAAGACGAGCAAGUACCGAUCGCUGAUGCAGCAGGAGGUGCGACUCUCCGGUGCGACCCUGAACAUGUUUACGAAUGUGCACCACGCUGUGGGAGGCGAGAGUGGCCGCUUGAACAAGGCGGCUGCGCAACUCUUCACUCGCCUCGACAAUCUCCCUGCAGAACUGGCCGAGCAAGUCCGAAAAGCCGAAGGCGUGAAACAGAAGGUAGACGGUAUCACGGGCGUCGAUGCGAAUCCGAAGAGCCCUACGCCCGACAGCGAGCGACUGCUACGUCGCCUUGAGGCUGCCAAGGCUCGCCAGGAGGAGCUGGCACAGCGCAUGGAGAAACUGAAGAGAACCAUCAACCGGGCAACGCCGCGGGAGCUUAGCGACAAGGAGAGGGCGUGGAUGGACGAGGUUGCAUCCGUGCAGUCAAGCAUCUCGCCUGGCGAGGCUGGCUUGAGGCCUGCCAGGGUGAAGCAACACUGGAAACGACUGGAGGAAGUGAAGGCCCUUAAGGAGGACCUUCUCAAGCAGGCUGAGAAGCUGCAGCAAAAGCCCCCUGGCGAGGCCAGGGAAGAGCCGCUGUCACGAUCCCUGUCAAAUCGGAAAAUCCCGCCCGAAAUACGGAAGGUCAAGGUCGCACAGGUACAGAGCCUAUUGGAGAGGGAGACAGCGCUGGUUGAAGCUGUGAAGAACCGCCUCGAGAGGCUGUCCGUGGGUUAG
This is a messenger RNA of Thyridium curvatum, 2673 nucleotides long. RefSeq lists its product as uncharacterized. Gene Ontology annotation, biological process: ribosomal large subunit export from nucleus; ribosomal small subunit export from nucleus; mRNA export from nucleus. The transcript has 2 exons. The record is from RefSeq and is a predicted model, not a curated record. Gene Ontology annotation, molecular function: structural constituent of nuclear pore. The coding region runs from base 1 to 2673 and encodes 890 amino acids. Gene Ontology annotation, cellular component: nuclear pore. Lineage: Eukaryota; Fungi; Ascomycota; Sordariomycetes; Thyridiales; Thyridiaceae.